Messenger RNA from Nannizzia gypsea CBS 118893, 867 nucleotides. RefSeq lists its product as hypothetical. Bases 1 to 867 code for a protein of 288 amino acids. The transcript has a single exon. Lineage: Eukaryota; Fungi; Ascomycota; Eurotiomycetes; Onygenales; Arthrodermataceae. Gene Ontology annotation, cellular component: P-body. Gene Ontology annotation, molecular function: mRNA binding; enzyme activator activity. Gene Ontology annotation, biological process: positive regulation of catalytic activity; deadenylation-independent decapping of nuclear-transcribed mRNA; deadenylation-dependent decapping of nuclear-transcribed mRNA. The record is from RefSeq and is a predicted model, not a curated record.
AUGCUUCAGUACACGGGAGCCGUUGGCUCAGCGCCGGCAGCUGCACUGGCACCGACAAGAACAAAUGAAGAGCUUAAUCUUUCUGUUCUCCGGCGACAUAACCCAUCUAUAAUCUCCAUUCUCUCUCUCGCACAAUACGCAGUCGUCUACCACUUCAACGCAACAACACAGCUAUGGGAGAAGAUCGGGGUGGAAGGGACGUUAUUUGUCUGCCAACUUACACCUGGCGAGAUAGGCGAGGACAGGUACAGCGUGUUCCUACUGAACCGACGAGGAAUGAACAACUUUGACGUCAGCCUUGUUACCGGAGACGAUAUUGAGAUCACAGAGGAAUACGUUAUAUUGAAAGUAGAUGAGCAAGACACUACAGCUGCACAGACACCCGAGAAAGGCGCAAUGGUGGCUUCGCCAGGCAUGAAGGCGAUGAUAUAUGGACUAUGGAUAUUUUCUGAACCAGCUCCGAGCUCGACUGCUGAUGCGAGGGCGACGAAUGCAAAGCUAAUUAAGGAAUGUGCGGUAUAUGCGGGGGAGAGCAGGAAGCUUGCUGAAGAACGACUGGCUGCGGAAAGAAGCCAGGCUGCUGCCCUGAGCGGGUUUUAUCCUGGUGAGGCAGGUAACGGCGAGGAUGCGCAAGGCGGGAUACCCAUGGGCAGACAGAUUUCACUCAAGGAACUAUUUGGACAGCAGAGAGCCCAGGACGACGAGUGGAGUGUCAAGGUGCAUAGCCCGGUUGUCGGGAAUGAAGGGCAGCCACCCGUGCCCUUCCCUCUACCUUCCCAUCAGCCAGCACCACCUUAUCCUUCGGGUGGGAAUAAUGUGUUGGGAGAACUGUUCCGCAGCGCCAGUAUGAAUUACCAGAGGCAAUAA